Messenger RNA from Crotalus tigris (Tiger rattlesnake), 1205 nucleotides. It is a transcript of the gene SH2D4B, whose product is annotated as SH2 domain containing 4B. Lineage: Eukaryota; Metazoa; Chordata; Lepidosauria; Squamata; Viperidae. The coding region runs from base 1 to 948 and encodes 315 amino acids. Gene Ontology annotation, cellular component: cytoplasm. The transcript is spliced from 6 exons. The record is from RefSeq and is a predicted model, not a curated record.
AUGGAAUCCAGGUUGUUGAUGAAGUCUAUCCAGGUUGAUGAAGAGUAUUCAGAGAAGAUAGUAUCCAGACUGAUGAGGGAUAUUCAAAAGAUGGAAUCCAGGUUCAUGAAGUCUAUCCAGGUUGAUGAAGAGUAUCUAGGAGAAGGUUUCCAGGUUGAUGAAGGAUAUGCAAAAGAUGGAAUCCAGGUUGUUGAGGAAGGCUAUCCAGAACUCCAUCCACCAGGUCAAAAUAAGAUCGUUCUGGUCCGUUACUUGGCUACUAGCUCAGCCAGGUAUACUUGCUUUCUCCAGGCAGUACGUCGUUCCAAGGCGGCAGACGAAGAAAGGAGCCAUAAGGCUCGCCAAGCUCGUGAUGACUAUCGGAGGCAUUCCUUACGGGCCAUCCGUAAAGGAAAAGUGGCUGAUCUGAGUAAUCUGUUCCAGGCAGCCGGUUUGAAUGUCGAUCAGGAAACCAAGCUGGCCAAUUCUUGCACCAUCCCAUCCUUGAAUGUGGCGACCCCAGUCAGCAAAGCUUGGGAAUGGCCCCAGAGGCCUUUGUCCAGAGAAGUCAUAAUUCAGUGGUUCAAAGAGGAACAGAUUCCACGGCGGGCUGGCUUGGAAAGGAACUCCGACACUAUCGCUCCUUGGUUCCAUGGUAUUAUUACUCGGCAAGAAGCAGAAGAACUGUUGAUGAAGAAGACUGAAGGGACAUUCCUAGUACGGGUCAGUGAUAAAAUCUGGGGAUAUGCCCUCUCUUACCGCCACCAGAGUGGCUUCAAACAUUUCUUGGUGGAUGCGUCCGGAGACUUCUACUGUUUCCUGGGAGUGGAUCCCAAUCGUCACGCAACACUCACAGAUCUUAUUGAUUUUCACAAGGAAGAAAUAAUAACAUCUUCUGGUGGCGAGUUGCUUUUGGAACCUUGCGAGCAGACGAAGAGUACGCCUGACUAUAAUUUGUUAUUUGAAUGACCGCUUUUAUGGUUUCCUCAUCCCCUUCAGGACCCCGGUAGAGGUUCUGAAGAACUGAAAUGGUUAGCAAAAGAGUCGUUCUCUGAGAAGUAAGGUAGCUAUUAUUGCCAGAUCAUCACCUGCAACCUGUACGAACAGAUGCCUUGGGUAGACGAUCCAAGUUACUAUCUGCAUGCAUUAUUUAUGUCAUGCAUAACACAAAGCAGGGAGCAGCUGGACCUGAUAGUUAUAUAAUUGUACUCUGAAACACAAUGAAU